GAAUGCAAGCGUUUGCCGACACGUUUUUUUGAUGCAGAUCACCACCACAAACAGUAUAUCCAGUAUGAACACUGUUAGGGAGUUGUUGUUUGCCUGUUGUGUUUCGCUGUUGGUGCUUGAGGUUUCAACCACUUUGUCCAAGAGUGAUAGAGGAAAGAAAAAGAAAGUAGAGAAAGAAAUACCAAAGACGUCAGAUAAAAAUGUUUUGGACAGAGGUUUGGUGAAAACUGAUGUAAAAUGGAAAGAUAUAGCUAGUGAACAUGCUGCAUUUAGUGAAUUAGAGAAACAGGUCAAAAGAUUCCAGGGAGAGACACUUGGAUAUGUCACACCUUGGAAUGGACAUGGUUAUGAUGUAGCUAAGAUAUUCAAUAAAAAACUAACAUAUGUAAGCCCAGUCUGGCUGCAGGUGAAGAGGAAACCUGGGGGAGCUUUCAUGAUCACUGGAGGACAUGAUGUUGAUAAAGGAUGGGUCUCUGAGGUCACAAAAGGGAAGUCCACAAAAAUGGUACCUCGUAUACUGUUUGAUGGUUGGACUGGGGCCGAUUAUCAAGCUCUGUUCAGCAGUGAAGACACUAUGGAGGACUGUAUAGAUGCUAUUAUUAAAUUCAUUAAGGAUUAUAAGUUUGAUGGUGUUGUUGUAGAGAUUUGGUCCCAGCUUGGAGGGAGUGCAAAAACGGAGCUGGUACAUUUCUUGAUUCACAUGGCAGAGAACUUCCACAACAACAACAAAGAAUUAAUACUUGUUAUACCUCCACCUGUAUAUGACAGAAAUUCACCAGGAAUGUUUGGUAAAGAAGAAUUUGAUCAACUGGCGCCAAAAGUUGAUAAAUUUUCCUUAAUGACUUACGACUUUUCAAAUCCAUCAAGGCCAGGUCCAAAUAGUCCUUUACCAUGGGUAAGACAGUGUGUAUCCGUGUUAGAUCCUGAAGGGACUUCACCAUACAGAUCGAAAAUACUUCUUGGACUUAAUUUCUAUGGCAACGAUUAUUGGUCAGGCACUGGGGAAGCUAUUUUAGGAAAUAAAUUUGUUGAAUUACUACAGAAAUACAAGCCAAAAAUAACUUGGGAUGAAAAAAUUGCUGAACAUUAUUUUAAGUAUACAGCUGGGAAAACAAAACAUGCUGUAUUUUAUCCAACACUAAAGUCCAUUCAGGACAGAUUGGAUCUGGCAACAGAACUUGGUGUAGGAAUAUCAAUAUGGGAAAUAGGACAGGGCCUGGACUACUUUUAUGAUUUGUUGUGACACCAUUUUCACUGUGAUUUUUACAUUUUCAUGAAAUUAAAUAUUUAUUUUUAUAUAAAUAUAUGUUUUUAUAUAUAUGCCUAUGUUUAUCUUUCAAAGUUAUGUUGUGAUAUGCUUACCAUACAUGUGAUCUCCCGCGCGGGAGGGUCAAAAUCCCGAUUUUUUCACCUUGCCUCCAGUCUCCCGACCAAAACCAUUUUUCUCCCGCUUUUCAAAAAAUAAAAAUCAGUAUUAUGACUGGGUUGUUAAUUACCGAGGAGUGCCAAACAUGUUUACACAGUAAAUCAAAGGGUCACCGACUGUUGUGUAUUAUACAUGUUUGACACACAUGUAGCUGGAGGAAAGAGUUGUUUUUCACAGGUGAAUUAUUAAUUGUUUGUUUUGAUAAGGGAUUAGACAAGCAGGGCCUUUUUCCACCUGCCUCAUGGGGCCGAAUAUCUGCCCAUUCUCAAUGCCAGUUCAGCUCCAUUUUUUACCCAUUUGAAGCAAAAAACUCCCCGUCAUAAGAAAUAAUUCCCAGCUGAAAUGAAUUUUGAUUAUUCAAAGAAAAAUUUUGCUCGGUAAUAAAAUCACAUAAAUAAUUGUUGGAGAAACCAACCCAUUACUAUUUUUAGAACAGGAGUGUUAUUUCCCCUUACGGAGUUACGCCAUUUUCUUCCAAUGUUUACCAAAUUAAUUUGCUACUAAAUUGGACUUAUUUCAUUGAAAAUUGGAUGAAAACACACACUCAUUUAUUUGAUAACAUCAAUCUACAUUAUUUUGGUAAGGGUAAAUACAUGUUGCUGCAUUUCUGUUUUCUAUUUUUCAUGUCAAAAUCAUAUCAGUAUUUUUAUACGAAAGUGGGUGGGGUAAGGAAUUUACAUAAUUUAGGAGUUGUGUUCAGACCAAUUUAGAGCUUCGUUUUUUUUAAGUCCUCGAGUAGAAUAAUGUUAAUGCAUGUUCACCUUCAUUUCAGACCUAAGUUGAGACUUUUUUUCUACAAAUUUAAUCUGUUAUGAAAGUUUAAAGUUAGAACAAGAUCGAGGGAGCUUCUGUAAGAUAGCAUGCUCAACUUUUCUCAGUGAUUGUCUCUGAAUUAAAGCUUUGCCAGUAAAAGGGACAUAAUAGGCAAUAGCUUUGUAUAUAACAGAGAUAUUAGACAUUAUAUAAAACUUUAACAAAAAAAAUGAAGUUAAGAAGUGGCAUAAGUCUGGCAAAAUUCAAAUCAAGAGUUAUGAGGAUUGUUUCUUUUGGUGUAGACUUAUAAUUAUACAUUAUUGUGUGGCCAAAAAUGUUGGAUUUUGCCUCUAAGUUAUGUGUCCGCGUGCUUAAUUUAUAUCGAUAAAAAACCUCCAGUUUUGAGACCCCAACUCCAGCUGAAAAAUGGCAAACCUCCAGUUUUGGGAUUCUGAACUUAUCACAUGUAUGAUGCUUACUCUAUUUUAAGAAGAGACAAAAUCAGUCACUUUUGUAAACUGCUCAAGGUAUAUGUCCCAUAGUCGACAAUUUCUGUGUCACUGCAUAUUUUUGUUUGCUAUUUCCACAUUUUUCAAAUGAAUAGCUGAGAGAUAACAUGAAUUUCGAAUGCUUUUGCUCCAUGUUGUUGAAUACUCGAAAGAUAUUGCUGUACAUCAAUGUGUCAUGUGUAAAUUCUUUGUUAAUACUUCUCAGCCGGCUCUUAACUGUAGUUGUUACUCAUCUGAACUAGUUGAAGCUUUACACAUUCCUUUUCCAAGAAAACACCAAGUCAAUGACCUAGGUCCAAUAAAUUGCCUUCAUUUUGAUGAAUUCAUUCUUCCUUUUUGUUCUGAAACAUUUCCAGCUCAGUUGAACCAAAGGUUCACAGUGAGCUGUUAGUAUUUAUGAAUGGAUGGUCUAUGGUCCAUUGUAAACAUAUUAAUUAAAUAUAUUUUCUCUCUCUCAAGUUACACAAAACUUGGAAUGUAGUAUUUGGCAUAGACCUAUUGCAAGCUUGUUCUGCCUGACCCAAUAAUUCAUUUCAGGUCACAAGGGAUGAAAAUAGAAAAGUAAGCUAAAAGAUACUUUUUCUCAUGAGUCAUACAAUGCUUUAUCACAAAAUUUGAUAUAGAGUGUCCUUGAUUUCACUUCAGUUAAUUUAAAUAGUUCUACUUGAAGAUUUCUGUUGUAGUAUAUAGUAACCAAAACAGGCAUUUAAGGUGCUUGAAGUUAGCUAUCAGUAUAGAUCUAGAACACUUAUCACUUUUAUUUUUUAGUAGGGAAUUAUGUUUUUUUCAUUGACACCAUUUGUUUUUGUUUGUAAAAAUAUUUUAUGUUUAGAAUAUUACCAUGUGAGCCCACUCUCUUAAAUAAAAUUGGUAGGACACAAUACUCCCAGUCAAGGUGUUGUGAGUUUGAUCUCUGUUUUAAUUAAGUGUAGUUUAUACAAAUUUAUUUUAGCUCAAUUGUGACGAGUUUCAAGCUUACUUGAACCACUCUCGAGUCUGCUUCCUGAAAAAGCCAAUACUGGUGUCAUAUGAGAAGGUGUGGUCGUGACCCCAUUGGGGUUCAGACACACAACCUGCCAGAUGGAGCAUCCGACACCUUAAAUACAGUUAUAAUUUGACUAAAGGGAAAGCACCUAAGAUUAGUUCUAAACAUGUUUAUUGUGAUGAAGUUGCCGGUCAAGUAAUAAUGGUUAAAGUCACUGAACCACAAUUGUGCUAAAAAUGGCAUUAUUAAUAUAUUAAAUAAUAAGCAAAUAAUAAGUGUUCUAAGCCAGUUAUGUGUAACAAAAACAGCAUAUUAUUCUAGAUAUUAGUGGUAUUUUCAUAAUCUUUAUAAAUUCAGAAUAUUUAUAUCCUUCUAUCAAUGUAAAACUAUAAUCUUAAAAAUAAAAGUCUUGUCUGUUUGAUACUAAAAUAUUAUAAUGAUACAAAAAUAAAAUAUCUAGCAACAUACGUGCAACUACAUGUAUAUGAAGUUGCCUGCAAUGAUAAGAAGCCAGGACAAAAAUACUAGCUUACAUAUAUUAAUUUUUUCUCUCAUAUUUUUGUGUUCAUAACUGCUCCUCUUUUUCAGUACAUGUGCAUGCUGUUCUUUCUUAAUAAAAAGAUAUUGCAAAAACAAAGGCUUCACAUUUCCCCAAAGUAUAAUUAUAUGUUACAGUUAUAAAUCUAUCAUACGCUAAAAUUUUAACAAGAGUACCACAAUGGGGAGCAGUAUACGCCUGAAGGUAUGACCUUUGACCCCUAAGUGUGACCUUGACCUUGUUGCUAGCCAUCCAGAACAUGUGCUGUGCACAUCGUCUCGAUGUGAUGAACAUUUUUGCUAAGUUUCUUCAAAUCCUUCAUGGGGUUCAAAAGUUACAGAGCGAAGAGCUUUGACCCCUAAGUGUGACCUUGACCUUGAAGUGAGCCAUCCAGAACAUGUGCUCUGCACGUCGUCUCGAUGUGAACAUUUGUGUCAAGUUUCUUCGAAAUCCUUCAAGGGGGUCAGGCGUUACAGAGCAGACAUGCAACACACUCAAAUGACUUUUGACCUGUAAGUAUGACUUUGACCAUCAAGCAAGCCAUCCAGAACAUGAACUCUGCAUGUCGUCCUGAUGUGGUGAACAUUUGUGUCAAGUUUCUUUGAAAUCCUUAAGGGGUUCAAGAGUUACAGAGCAGAAACAAAAUUGCUAACGAACAGGCGGACGGACAAUGGGCGGGGGGUGUAUAACAUAAUACGUCCCUUCCGGCAUAUAAUAACUGAAUAUUAUGCUAGAAAGUGGUGAAAUGAUAUUCAAAAUGUAUCUAAAUUAAGGACUAUUCAAAAUGGAUAUCAGUUUUGAAAAUUAUUUGACAUUUUAUCUAAGAAAAGAUGACUGGUCAUUAUUUUGUAAUUUAGGUGUGGUAUUUUACUUCCAAGGGUGAACCAGUCAUUUCAAGACUUUGUAUUUUCUGUUUUAAAUCCAGCGGUAGAUGUGAGACACUUUCUGUUUGAGUGUGAAUUAUAUGAUAUAAUUCGGUCAAGUGUGUGUGAAGAUAUUUUAGAAAAUGUCGACUUAUGCGUUUAGCAACAAAAAAUAAAAUCGCAUUCAUUCCAUGUAAUUAUCCUAGAAAAACAGCAAAAUUUAUUAUUAAUGUUUACUUAUAUAGGAGAAGCAUUAUGCAUAAUUCUUAGUUAUUCAAGGCAACAUAUUAUAUAUAAGUUGUAGGGUAUUUAAGUGUCGCAUCCAACUAUGCACAUUAUAAUCUUAGGUGGCUAAUCAUGUAAAAGCUGCCGGUAUAAAACUUGUUUAUAUUGAUUUGCAUUGUUAUAAUUGAUCGACGCUUUUUUUUUUGCAUACUUGUUUGUCUCUCAUAUCAGUUUUGUUGGUUAAAGCAAACUUUAUAAAUUAGGUUUAACCUUAAAAUUUUAAAGCAUUUAGUUUUAUGUAUUGUUGUCAUUUGAUCGUCGGCUUUGGUUAAAUUUUUGGUUUAGGUCCACCUUUUCUCAAAAACUGUAGGAGCUACAGCUUUGAAACUUUGCACACCUGUUCAUCAUCAUUAGAUGACUGUGUAGGCCAAGAACCAUAACUGUAAUAUGCAUUUUGUCAAAAUUAUGGCCCUUUGAACUUAGAUAAUUUGAGUUUCUUGGUUAAAUUUUUUGUUUAGGUCCACCUUUUCUCGAAACGUGUUAAGAGCUACAGCUUUGAAACUUUGCACACUUAUUUAUCAUCAUUAGAUGACUAUGUAGGCCAAUAACCAUAACUCUAACCUGCAUUUUGUCAGAAUUAUGGCUCUUUGUACUUAGAAAUUCUGAACUGUAACUCAUUUCUUACAUACUGUCCAGCACUUACAGAGGAGCGAUGGCGCCCGUAGGCGGUGCUCUUGUUGUACUGUAGUGUUGGUCUUUACAUUAAGAUUAUUGAAAAUGUUGAUUUUGGAUCAGUUACAAGUUUCAGUUUGCUAGUCAAAUAUAAUGCACAAUUAUGUCAUGAUUCUUAUCAGCUCAUUAUAACUGUAAAUCUCAUACACUUCACAUCAUGCUGGAUAUGAUUGAUUCUGCCUUUGCGACCAGGGUAGAUCUUGAUCAGUCUGCACAUCCUUGCAGUCUGAUCAAGAUCUGCACUGUUCACCAUUCAGUCAUUAUCUUUUUGGUAAGCACCCCUUUUAACAGUUACUGUCCAAAUUGAAAAAUGGACAAGUUCAUUAUAGAAAUUUAGCUGGCUAAGGGUUAAAGUGACUUACAAUUCAUUUAAGGUUUAGUCCCAUGUUAAUGUCUUCUGUGCUGUUUUGAUCAUAUACAAAUGUCGUAGUUUUUCUGUUAGAGAGAUGUAUCAUAGAUUUUCAGGACUGUUAAAUGGGGAUUAACUUCAGUCAUCCAUGACGGUUUGCAUUCUGUGAUGCAUUUCAGGGUGGUCAUACUCAAUAAUUUGUGAGCUCAAAAUAUAGCAUAUUUUUCUUCAAGUCUGUUCUAAACUGUAACUCUGAUAGUUCAGUUACUGUUAUACAGGUUAUUGUAUUACUGUUAAUACUACUGUAACAUUUAGUGAUUUGUUGUUUAUUAAACAUUCAUUGCAUGUCUGCCAUAGCUUUUUAUAUCUGUUUUAAUAAAAUACAUUCCAUUUAUUGUUGUAGCAAGGUUACGUAUAGUCCCAUAGGGUCAGGUAGUUUUUAGCUCCACUAUUCAGAUCACAUUAUUGUUCAGCAUGCAAACAAAGUAUGUGCAGGGGCUGGGCCCAUUAUACCCAAGGUCAAGGUUAUCCAUUACUUAGGUUAUUUUUAAGGUUAAAGUUUUUCCGCAACCUUUGUUUUUCUGUCAUAUCUUUGUUUCUAUUGCUUAUAUCUUACUGUAAGUUCACAUAAACAUUUUUCAGCAUACAAACAAAGUAUGUGCAGGGGCUGGGCCCAUUAUACCAUAGGUCAUGGUCACCAAGGUGUUAUACUUGGAAUUAUUUUCACGUUAAAUUUUUUCGAAGGCUUUGUUUAUAGACAUAUCUUUGGUAUUCUAAAAGAUAAUGACUUGAAAUUAAAACUAUUUCUUUAUAAUCAUCAUCUGCAUGUGUGGUUACAAUCCCCAUAACUCUAAUUGUAUUUUUGACAGAAUUAUGCCCCUUUCAUACUUUUUUGGCAUUCUUCGUUCCUGGAUAUCACUUAAGUACAAUAUAAGAUAAUGACUUGAAACUUAAAAUGUAUCUUUAUCAUCAUCAUCUGCUAUAAUAAUAAAUAAAUAAAAAAUAAAUAUAAUUUGAGUUUAGCAGUCAUUUUACUUUAUGUGUGCAUGUAGUUUCUUGGACUGUUUUUUCUGAUAUAAUUUAAUUCCAUCAAAAUAAAGAAUGUCAGUACCCCUUCCAUACUUGACCUUUAACCCCUCUGAGUAGUAGGGUCUUUUUAGCUUGACUAUUCAUAGAAAAGUAGAGCUAUUGGACUCGCCCAUGCGUCAGCGUCCACGUCCCAUCGGAGUCGGCGUCUGCGUCCCGAUUUGGUUACGGUUUUAUAUGUAAGCUGAUAUCUCAGUAACCACUUGUGGGAAUGGAUGGAAACUUCACACACUUAUUCACUGUGAUAAGCAGACUUACACUGCACAGGUUCCAUAACUCUAUUUUGCUUUUUUAUAAAAUUAUGCCCCUUUUUCGACUUAGAAGUUUUUGGUAAGGUUUUGUAUGUAAGCUGGUAUCUCAGUACCCACUAAUGGGAAUGGAUUGAAACUUCACACACUUGUUCAUUGUCAUUAUCUGACAUACACUGAGCAGGUCCCAUAACUCUACUUUGCAUUUUUUAAAAUUAUGCCCCUUUUUUCACUUAGAAGUUUUUGGUAAGGUUUUUGUAUGUAAGCUGAUAUUUCAGUAUCCCCUUAUGAGAAUGGAUUGAAACUUCACACACUUGUUCACUGUCAUCAUCUGAUAUGCACUAAGCAGGUCCCAUAACUCUACUUUGCAUUUUUUUAAUUAUGCCCCUUUUUUCACUUAGAAGUUUUUGGUUAAGGUUUUGUAUGUAAGCUGGUAUCUGAGUAUCCACUUAAUGGGAAUGGAUUGAAACUUCACACACUUGUCCACUGUCAUGAGCUGAUAUAAAACACUAUGCAGGUUCCAUAACCCAGUUCCUAUUUGUACAAAAUUAUGCCCCUUUUUCGACUUUGGUAUUCAUUCAAUUGACAAGGCUGUUGAAUAGUCAAGCAUUGCUGUCCUCCGACAGCUCUUGUUAUAUCUUGGUGUAUUUUCCUUUUGAAGAAGAGGUCUCUUAUUAGAGACAUAAAUUCUUACUGUCAAAUCUCUAAAUAGCGGAGCUCACAGUCUUAUGUUUGUUUUGAUGUUUAUUGUUGUAAUUUAAUUUGAAUGCACAUGUCACUAUAAUAAACAAUUUCUUAUCUCA
Messenger RNA from Mercenaria mercenaria, 8517 nucleotides. RefSeq names its product chitinase domain-containing protein 1-like. Gene Ontology annotation, molecular function: oligosaccharide binding; chitin binding. The record is from RefSeq and is a predicted model, not a curated record. The transcript is spliced from 12 exons. Gene Ontology annotation, biological process: carbohydrate metabolic process. The coding region runs from base 32 to 1243 and encodes 403 amino acids. Gene Ontology annotation, cellular component: extracellular region. Lineage: Eukaryota; Metazoa; Mollusca; Bivalvia; Venerida; Veneridae.